This is a messenger RNA of Zootermopsis nevadensis, 5124 nucleotides long. It is a transcript of the gene Tmf, whose product is annotated as TATA element modulatory factor. The record is from RefSeq and is a predicted model, not a curated record. NCBI's taxonomy places the organism in Eukaryota, Metazoa, Arthropoda, Insecta, Blattodea, Termopsidae. Gene Ontology annotation, cellular component: Golgi apparatus; endoplasmic reticulum.
UAAUGACACGUAUUGAUAUCUUCAGUUUCCGGUGUCUGAGUCGUCUACUGCUUGUGUACAUUCUAUUUUGUAAAUAAACGUAAUGGGCACUCCUUUUUCGUUGUAUUUUUACUAUGUAACUACGGCAGGCUUUAUAUAAUGGUAAUUACCACGCAGAAAUAAGUUAUUGUAUGAACAAUCAACAGUAACGACUUAAAGGACGGGUGCAUGUGGACUAGUUUAAUGCAUACAUAAUGAGUUGGUUUGAUGCAACUGGAUUUGCUAAUCUUGCUAAAUCUGCUUUAAAAGAGGCUCAGAAAACUAUAGAUAAAGCACUUGACAUCAAGGAUGAAGAAAGUCAUCAAACAAUACACAGCAAACCCACGUCACCAAUUAUUCCUCAAGAUGAUACAGACAAUUUCUUUGCAUCAUGGGGUGUGAAAUCUAGUGGAGAAAAGGAGAAAUCUGAUAUGUCAAAUGAAAAGAUGAACGUUGAAUCAUCUUGCACUGCAGAUACUGAACAGGAGUUACAUAAAGAUGCAUCAUUUGGAAUAAACAGAAUGGCAGUGAGUUCUAGUCUGUGGGGCUCUUUCACAGGAUCCUUUUUUGAAAACCCACGAUCAGGCUCAGGUGACUCUGAAGCACAAAAAUUGGAUGGUGGUGAAAAAGAUCCUGUUUUUAAACAGCCCAAGAAGAUCAGCCUUUUUCGAAAUUCUUCUCUGAAUCAGGAGCCAGUCACAUCAGACAGGGAAAGGACUCUAGAUAGGAAAAGUAGUUGGGAUCAUGCUGAUUUGUUCAAAACUUCUGACAGUGAAGAGGCAGGACUCUGUGAUGACUCCAGUGAAUUGGGAGUUGAGGAAGGUUUCAGUAGGAGUAAACUGGUUGUUGAAAGUGAAGAUGGAGAUAUGGGCAUUCGGUCUAGGUUAUCUAGUUGUGAGGCUGAUGAAGAGCGGACUUUGGAAGGGGAUAAUUCUGGUAGAAUUAGGAGUAUUGAUGUUUCUGAGGUUGAUAAGAAGGAAAGUUUAGCAGGAGAAACAGAUUUACAACAAACAUCAGCUGUGGCCAAAGACAGUUAUGUCCCACUAGAUGUAGUGAAAAGGAGAGAACCUUCAGCAGCUGGGAGCUGCAAGUACAGCAGAUUGUCUGUGAUUUCAUCAGAAAGUGAUAAGAAGUCCUCAGAAAGUGUUGAGGUGCUAGGUUCAGCAAGCAGUGAGGGAGGCAGUGGUUUCACUACAUCUCCUGAAACAGAUCUACCACAGAUCAGUCCUGGAAUGUCAGCAUCAUCAUCAGGAACUGGACUGGGAUUGUCAGUAGAAGCCAGCUCACCAGACUCUGUAGAAGUGAUACCAGAUACACCCAGUUCUGUAGAAAUCAUUGGAGAAGUAUCCAGUGGUCGAGCAUCUAGUACUACCAUGUCAUCUUCUCCUUAUGUCUCUCCAGAUGAUCCUCAAGAUUUGCCCAAAAUUGUUGCCAUUGUGACUCAGCCAAACUCAGAACAGAUCUCUGUUCUGGACAGGUACCAGCACCAAGAAACAAGAACAAAUGUAGAAAAAGCAUCUCCAGACAGUGUGGAAGUUAUACCAGAAGAAGAAGAUGAUGAAGAAGAUAUGAGCAUUGCAGAUGACAGCUACACCUCAGCAUCAGAGAGUACUGCCACAGCCACUACAACAAUCAUGGAACAACCCCCUCUCCCAUUCACUUCUGGAGGAAAGGCAGAUUCUGAUCUGGCCAGGUCCCCACAUCACAAACCAUACUUUGUGGCUGAACCAUCCUCUAGUAAUGAGAGUUCUCUUUAUUCUAGUACUGUUAGUGUUAAAACUGACUCAGGAGAAAUUAAAUCGCCUCUUGCAAGUAGCAGAUCUUCACAACACAGUUUGGCACUGCUAGAUUCAUCUUACAAUGAGAAUAUGGUUGUAACAGAAGUCCAACCUAAAGUAAGGACAGAAGAACCAAUUUUAACAUAUGGCAUUGGCAGAACUGGCCUUACACUGCCACUGCCCCAUGGGGAGGUACCUCCAGUAGCAGCAUUGGUGUCAACAAGUGAAGGAGGAGCAUUGUUCGUGGACAAUCAGUCAGAGAAAGGUGAAAUAUAUAAAGUUGGAGCUACUGCCAUUGAUUCCUGUAAUGAAGAAGGAAGUUCGCUGUUUUCAGAUAGUAGGACACUGGUUCCGAUGGACAGUAGCUGCGAUGGGACAUCUGUAAUGGAGAGUAGUUCUGAAGACACUACAGGUACUGUGGCGGCUGACGACUCAUCAAUUGAAGGAAAUUCCAAGGUGACACUCCAACAGACAAGCUCAUACUAUGUGAAAACAAUGUUGGCAGAUGCAAUGGGGGAAGAAGUUGUAAAGGAAUCAAGGACAGAACAACUGAUAACAACCAGGGACCAAUCACCAAUAUCCUCAGAGAGCCGCUCUGACAUGGUGAAAGUCGAGUCAGAACAGACCAGCGGCCAUACAUCAGGUGAUGAACUGGAGACUACAACUUCUUCAGAUAUCGAGAUUAUUUCUAGUCCAAAUGGUGACAGUAGUAGCACCCAGUCACGCCACAGUCCAGCCAAACUUCUUCAGUAUGCUACAAGGGGGAAGCUAGCAUUAGCAGCUGAACGCUCAGAAUCACACAGUUCAGAUCAACUGGGAAAGACAGCAAGUGGCAAGAUGAAAGGUCAUCAGAGAGAGUUAUCAGGGGCGUCUAGUGGAGGUUCAGAUGACAGUCAUUGUUCAGAGGUUGAAAGAUUAAUGAAGAGGAUAGCAGAAAUGACAGAAAUUCUUGAGGCAAGAGAGCUGAAACUGAUUGAAAUUUGUCGAACAAAUGUUGAGCUUCAAGAGAGUAAUUCAGACUUGAAAAGUCAGCUGGAAGCCACAGUACAGUCACGAGCAGCAGAGUCACAGGAUAUACAUCAGAUCACAGAGGAAUACACACAGAGGUUGUCGACACUAGAACGCAAGUUCCAGCAGGCUAUAAGAGAGAAAGAAGUGCUCUGGAAACAACUGGAGCAAGCAAAGCUAGAUGCAGCAUCUAGGCUGUCAAUGGGAGAGCUGGAGUCUUUGGUGGCAGAGAAAGAUGAGAUCAUAAAAGAGCUAAGAGAGGAAGGAGAGAAGCUGUCCAAACAACAGCUUCAGCACUCCAAUAUCAUAAAAAAGCUGCGAACAAAGGAGAAGGAGUCAGAUAAUACAAUAAAGAAUCAGAAGGAGCAGCUGGAUGUAUUGAGUGAAGAGGUGGAACGACUGAAGCGUUCACUUGCUGCCAAAGAUGAGGUAGAAAGAACACAGAUUGAAGCUGUUCAUCAGCUGACAGCCCGCACAAAACGUCAAGAGAAAGAACUUGCCAGUCUUCGUGGACAGCUAGAUGAUACUAAGCACAGAUUGGAAGCAACCAAGGAAUCAUUUGAACUAACUAAAAAGGAACUGGCUGAGAGCAAGAGAGUAACUGCUGCACUUGAGAAGGAACUGAAGGAAGCAAUGCUGAGUGUGGAGAUUUCUGCAAAACAGGAAUUAGUGACUGCAUUAGAGGAAGCUCAGCAAGUAGCACAAGAGGAGAAGGAACAGCUGCUGGCACAGGUUGAAGAUCUACGACUCAAAGUGCGUCAGGCCGAGGAGCAGCACUCUGAGCGUGAAGCAUCCAUCCGACAAGAAUACAGUGUUCUAUUGCGUCGACUAGAACAAGCAGAGGCACGGAAUGAGGAAUUGGCACAGUCAGUAUCAGGAGCAACCCGACCUUUGCUGCGGCACUUGGAAUCACUGCAGGCAGCCAGCAGUGCCCAACAGGCCUCAUGGGAGAAGCAGGAACGUAAUCUUUCAGAUGCAUUGAGUGAAGUGCAGGGUCGGUUGUCCUCAUUGACAGAACAGGAGAGAGUGUCAAGGGAGCAGUGCAUAAUGUUACGCUCCUCAGUGUCUGCCUUGGAGUCAAGACUGGCAGCAGCAACAAAGGAGGUGGCUCAGUAUAAGACAAACCUAGAGCUCCAGCAAGCACAGUGCAACCAGCUGAAACAAGCCAAGGACAAAGAAUUAUCAGGGGCAGAGUCCUUGAGGCAGUCUAUGACUGAGCAACUUGCUGAGCUGCGGAGAGAAGUGACAGCUCUGGAGCAACAGCUGGCAGUGGAACGUGCAGCCACUGAGGCUGAGAGACGCAGGACAACACUCUUGCAGGACCAGCUUAGGGAACGAGAGACUAAUACCGAUCGAGAUCGCCAUGGUAUACGUGGGUCUCCUACAUCACCACGCUCUUCUCCCACACUCAGCUUUGGUCGACUAUCAUUAUCUGAAUCCCUAUCGAGCAAUGCGUGGCCACAGUUUCAGGAUGAUGCAUUUGAGUGCGGGUCUACUGCAGGCCGGUAUAGCAAUGUCUAUGACAGCCUGCGGGCAGGCAGUACUACAUCUCUGCUGGAGGGACUCCAGGCUCAACUCAAAUUGCGGGAUGGAGAGGUGCAGCAGUUACAGUGGGAGAUGUCGAGGAGAGAUGCAGAGAGAAGUGCUCUGACAAGUGAACUCUCUCAGCUGACUGCACGAGUAGAGGAGCAGGAGGCUUGUCUCAAGGAGAUGGAAAUACUGCGCAGCCAGUUCCAGGACUUGCAGCAUAAGUAUGAUGCCUUGCUGCAGAUGUAUGGAGAGAAGGUGGAGGAGGCACAGGAGCUGCAGCUCGACCUGGAAGAUGUUAAAGAAAUGUACAAGACUCAGAUUGAUCAGCUGCUGAAGAAGGAGCCUACAGUGUGAAUUCUCUGCAUGUAUUACAGCAUAGGAAAGAAACCCACUGUGUUUAUUCCUUGUUAAGGAUUUGCUCAUUUAAAUAAAAUAUUGUUUUUAUACACACAAGAAUCGCUAUUAGCAGAGUUUUGUUGGCCUAGUGAUAAGAUAUAACAGUGAAAAGUUUGCUUUGCACUUUGUUUUUUCAGUUGUCAGUUUUGUGAUUUAAAUUGUUUAUUUAUUUAUUUAUUUAUGUUGUUGAAUGAUUCAAUUAACCAAGACAAUGACUAUUUAGUUGGACACACACAAAUUAACUGUCUAUUCUUGGGGGAAGGGUGAAAGAGAGGAGGGAAUCUUCUAAAUACUUUCUAACUUCCUACAUGGUACAGGAUCCUCCUUGAGCGAUGGCAAUUGUCAAGCUUGGUCAAUAAUCACUUGACUAGCCUGGUUCCGGCUACCUCUCACU